ACGCAGUGUUUAGAUGGUGAAGAUGUAGGCGGGUCCGGUUAGAGCAGUGGGGCGGAGCUGAGGAAUUAGAGAGUAUGUGCGGUAGUCAGGGAGCGGGCUGGGGAGGAGCCGAGAGGCACCGGGCUGCAGAUUCGGAUUGAGGGGAAGGCUAGAGAGAAGGUUCAAUGGAGGGGAUGAUGGGAGGCAAGACGGCAGAGACUCGGCCCGCAACCAGUCAUGGAUCUCCCAGAGUCAUCUCUGUAGUGUUUGUGACUCUCCUGAUUGACUUGUUAGGAUUCACUCUGAUACUCCCCCUUCUUCCCUCUAUUCUGGAGCAUUUCAGCAAAUCUGAUGACAGCCUUUAUCAGACAAUACAGCACAGUGUUGAUUGGUUUGCUUCAGCCAUUGGGGUGCCUCAAGAGAGAAAAUAUAACAGUGUUUUGUUUGGGGGCUUUAUUGGCACCAUCUUCUCCCUCCUUCAGUUCAUCUGCUCUCCACUCACUGGGGCUGCAUCUGAUUAUUUAGGAAGACGACAAGCCAUGAUGAUUACAGCGGUUGGGUUAAUUUUCUCUUACAUUUUAUGGGCUAUCUCCAGAAGUUUUGGGAUUUUCAUACUUUCUCGGGUUGUUGGAGGACUAAGCAAAGGCAAUGUCAGCCUGUGUACAGCUAUAAUUGCAGAUUUGCCCUCGCUAAAGAACCGGAGCACAGGCAUGGCGAUGAUCGGUGUUGCAUUUUCCUUGGGAUUCACCAUAGGCCCUAUUAUUGGAGCUUACUUUGCAAUGAAUGCAGCCAGCGAGGAGAUCUUCUAUGUACGACCAGCUCUACUUGCCCUUUUCUUUGCGGUGGUAGAUUUGAUUUUCAUCUUCCUAUUUCUUCCAGAGACUCUUCCCAAGGAAAACAGAGUUCCCUCUGUAACCGCUGGAUUUAAAGGGGCCUCAGACCUGCUCAGUCCUGUUGCUUUGUUUAAUUUCUCAGCCAUCACGCGAAGAAAGGAUUCUCCAUCCACUGAAAAUGUUCAGAAGCUGCGGUUGCUGGGGAUGGUCUAUUUCCUGUACCUCUUCCUGUUUUCUGGCCUGGAGUACACCCUUAGCUUUCUCACUCACCAACGCUUCCAGUUCAACAGCAUGCAGCAGGGGAAGAUGUUUUUCUUCAUUGGAGUCACCAUGGCUUUGAUCCAGGGAGGAUACGCUCGCAGAAUCAGCCCAGGAAAUGAAAUCAAGGCUGUGAAACGGGCUAUUAUUCUGCUGAUCCCAGCGUUCCUGCUGAUUGGCUGGGCGAGUAGCUUGCUGGUGCUGGGAGCAGGGCUGUUACUCUACUCCUUUGCCGCAGCGAUUGUUGUGCCUUGUUUAUCCUCUUUGGUGUCUACAUACGGCUCUGCCAGCCAGAAAGGAACAGUCAUGGGAAUCCUGCGCAGCCUGGGGGCUCUGGCCAGAGCACUUGGACCCAUCUUAUCAGCAUCACUGUACUGGCUGGCCGGGCCGCAGAUCUGCUUUAGUGUCUCCGCCUUUCUCUUGCUCCUUCCACUGCUUUGUCUGGGAAGAUUGAAACAAAAAGAAGAAUAAUAACAGCUGCUGCGGACCCCAAGCCGGACUUUUUAUUUCCACCCAAACCCUAAUGGGACACCUGGUAUAAUUCUCUCUGUGCCUUAGCAGAUUCUGCAGGAAAUGUAGGGCAGCAGCAUUAGCCAAUCAAACACUUGGAACGGAACACAGGGCAGAUGCAGGGGGUGAACUUGCAGGCUUGUCCCUUUAAAUGGGAUCUACCAUGUGUUGUCUGUUCUUAAUAGAUUUUUAAACCACCGCAGUUGAUAUCCGAAUGGAUUUUAAUGCAAAUAAAUUCAUGUUAAUGGGAGCACCUUCACAUUUCCAAAGCCAGGCCGUCUGUAUGAGUCAGCUCCGACUCAAUUCCGCCUCCCCUCUGCUCAACAACUUAAUUAGGUGGCUCCUCCAAUGGCAUUUCUCUAAUAGUCCCUGCUGUUGUUCACUUUACUUGCGUCUGCCGGUCACUGUGAACACGAGGCCCCAUUUGGGCGGAAAUCUGUCCCGUGUGAGUAAUGACAGUCAGGUGAACUGCAGAAGUCACAAUACGGCAGUCACUGCUAUUGGAGGAUGGGCCAGAAGCCUUUGUAUAAGCUGCAGUGAGCCCGGCUCCUGACUUUGGGACUGUUCUGUCACCUGCUGUUUAUACAUAAUCAUCUGAUUCCCUGUGUACAGGUAUGAUCUGUUAUCUGGAAACCUGUUAUCCAGAAAGCUCUAAAUUACAGAAAGGCCGUCUCCCAUAGACUCCAUUUUAUCCAAAUUAUCCAAUUUUUUUAAAAAUGUCCUUUUUCUCUGUAAUAAUAAAACAGUAGCUUGUACUUGAUCCCAACUAAGAUAUAAUUAAUCCUUAUUGGAAGCAAAACCAGCCUAUUGGGUUUAUUUAAUGUUUACAUGAUUUUCUAGUAGACUUAAGGUAUGAAGAUCCAAAUUAUAGAAAGAUCCAUUAUCCGGAAAACCACAGGUCCCGAGCAUUCUGGAUAACAGGUCCCAUACCUGUAUUAGGAGAACUAAAGCUUAACUAAAGAAGUAGGUAGAAAUGUUGUACAUGAUGUUUUGUGCUUCAGUACCAGCCCAAGGCAACCACAGCCCUUUAGCAGUAAAGAUCUGUGUCUCCAAAGAUGCCCCAGUAGCUCCCCAUCUUCUUUUCUGCUGAUUCACUGCACAUGCUCUGUGCUGCUGUCACUUACUGAGCUUAGGGACCCACUCACAAUAUACAGUACACAUAGAAUAGAAAUGUCACAAUAUAAGGCUGAUUAGUAAUUAAUACAGAUAAUUACUACAUGGCAGCACAGAAACCAGUGCAAUUAGCAUCAGAAUUUAAUAAUCAGCAAACCUGUAGCAUCAGCUUAUAUUACAGACCAACCUCAUUUUCUGCUGGAUAAUUAGUGACGAGCCCUAAGCUUAGCUUCUCAACAGCCAAUCAGAGCCCACUGAGCAUGUGAGUGUCACAGACACUUUCCAAGAUGGUGACCCCCUGUGACAAGUUUGAAGUCCUGGAUCAUUGCUGCUAUUGACAAGCUCAAACUUUAGCCUCGUGCAAUAAGUUCACUAUAUAAAAUAUGCCAUUUUUAGCCCGGGUUUGUAGUGCAGGGUCUGUUGCACUGGAUUAACUCUGAGCCUCUCCAGUCUGCACCAAUGUUACAAAACCAGCACUUGCUUCUUUAAUUCAAUGUAUUUGUUACAAAACAUAGAAAGGUCUCCAUUUUCCUUACAUGGGAUUUACUUGUUGCACUUCAGAACAUUCCUUGUGUGCCUCGUGUAUUUAUUUAUUGCUGCGGGUGCCGCCAUACUGAUUGCUCUCCUCCCAACAAUACUGAACUCUUGGACAUACAGUAGAACCUCCAUUUUACACCCCGAUUUGAAGUUUUCCCUCAUAUUACAUUGUUGUUUUAUGGUCCCCCUAUAUAUUAUACAUUUCCCUCAUUUUACAUUUUCCUGGAUUUUACACCAUUUUUUUCUGGUUCCCUGUAAAAUGGGGUUGUGCUGUAGGUAAGAUGCAUGAUCAGUAUGGCAGCUCUCAUCUGUGCAGAUUGGAAUGUAAUAGAGGAGGCGCCACUGUUCUUUUCACUACUGGUUCUUCUGUUUCGGAGAAUCUUUUUAAAUACCAAAGGCUGAAUUGUUCUGUAAACACUUCACAUCUGAUAAAUAAACUUGUUUUUUAUUUA
Molecule: messenger RNA, 3682 nt
Organism: Xenopus laevis (African clawed frog)
Lineage: Eukaryota; Metazoa; Chordata; Amphibia; Anura; Pipidae
Gene: slc75a1.S
Product: major facilitator superfamily domain containing 10 S homeolog
Exons: 13
Coding region: 165-1541 (458 amino acids)
Biological process (GO): transmembrane transport
Cellular component (GO): nuclear inner membrane; membrane; brush border membrane
Molecular function (GO): transmembrane transporter activity
Source: RefSeq, a predicted model, not a curated record